Molecule: messenger RNA, 1094 nt
Organism: Glossina fuscipes
Lineage: Eukaryota; Metazoa; Arthropoda; Insecta; Diptera; Glossinidae
Product: lysoplasmalogenase-like protein TMEM86A
Exons: 5
Coding region: 233-973 (246 amino acids)
Cellular component (GO): membrane
Source: RefSeq, a predicted model, not a curated record
CAUUCAGUUGCGUAUCGGAUUGUUCAGUUGUUGGUGGUGUACACGCUUAAUUGAGAGAAACACAUGCUUUUUAAAGAAGAACAACUAACUCUAUAAGUUAAACACAUUUUACUGCUAACUGCUAUUAAUUUUCGCUUUCAUUUACGUUAGACGAGCUCGUAUUUUAGGGAACGGAAAGGUAACGACGUAACACGAUAAGUGGAGAUUCCGUCAAUCUACAACUGCAAUUGCAAUGGUUAGCAACAAACAAGCUAGCAGCCAUGCCGUAAAACUACUGCCUUUUCUGAUUUCAUUUAUUUUGUAUUUUAUUUUUGAACCCUAUGUUGGAGUAUUUUCCAGUACGGCUUUAAAAUGCACCCCCAUUAUCAGUUUAACGCUAUACAUAUUAAUGAAAGAGUUCGAUUUCGGCCAAGACUACAAGCGCUCUAAGCUGGUGCUAUGGGGCUUAAUAUUUUCUUGUGGCGGUGAUGCCUUACUAAAUGUUGGACUAUUUCCUCAUGGCAUGGCAUUAUUCGGUGCGGCUCACAUCUUCUACAUAAGAUCUUUUGGAUGGAGACCUUUGAAAUUUUGGAUCGGCGCUAUAAUCUAUUUAGUGGGGGUUGCAGUACUUAGCAUUAUUUACGGCAAGCUGGAUAAAGUUUUGAAAAUCGGCGUACCGAUCUAUUCGGUACUGUUAGCGACCAUGUGUUGGCGUUCUCUCGCUCGUAUUUAUCAAGGAGGAAAUUUGUUCAAUAUCUGUUGCGGUAUUGGCGGUCUACUUUUCCUUAUAUCUGAUUCCCUAAUCGGCCUUAACAUGUUUAUCUUAGCAGCGCCCAGUGCUGGAGUGCAGUUUGGGAUAAUGUUAACUUAUUAUUUGUCUCAAUUGGGUAUAACGUUGAGCACUGCCAACGAGUGUAGAGCAAUAAAUUCGAAAUCUUCCGCAGCAACUGUAAAGAAUCGCAUGAAAAAUUCCCGCCUUCAUGUUAACUCAUAAGACUGAUGUAAACAUACACACGCACCCAUACACACACACACACACACACACACACACACGAACAUACAUACAAACAUACACAAUCGCAGAGAUAAAUUUCGACAUCCACCAAUUACUGAAC